UCUCUUGUUUACAUCGCCUUAGAAGCUGUCAAAACUCCUUUAUAUUAUACAAUGAUAAUCGAAUGUCAAUGAAAUAGACAUUUGAAGACGGUUCUGCACGUGUCCAGGUCUGUGUUCGUUGACUAAGACGUUCACUAAAUUUUGCACAAAAACAAAUAUGUCAACUGCUUCAGAAGAUAUUUAUUUACAAGCAGCCAAAUAUUUGGUACCAAGUUUGAAUGUAAAUAAGCAUAAAGGACAAAAUGGAAGGAUUGGAAUCAUUGGAGGUUCUGUAGAGUAUACUGGUGCUCCGUUCUAUGCAGGAAUGAGUGCACUAAGAACGGGGGCUGAUUUGGCAUAUGUAUUUUGCUGCAGAGAAGCAGCUACCGCUAUCAAGUCUUAUAGCCCAGAAUUGAUUGUUCAACCUUAUUUGGACCUUGAGUGUGCUUUCGAAUUGAUUGAACCAUGGUUGGAUCGCUUGCAUGUGAUUCUGAUUGGUCCUGGUUUAGGCAGAGAUUCACAUAUUUUAAAUGGGCCUGUAACUUCAAUAAUAAACUAUUGUAAAAUUAACUCAAAACCUUUGAUCAUAGAUGCUGAUGGCUUAUAUUUAGUUAGUGAAAAUCCAGAAUUACUAUCAAAUUGCUCAAAAGUUUUUCUUACUCCAAAUGUUAUGGAAUUCAGUAGAUUAGUUAAAAAAUUCUUAAACAAAACUAUUGAUCCAAGUGCAGAUAUUAAAGAUGAGCAAGUCAAGGAACUUGCUGAUAAAAUUGGUCCAAAUGCUAUAGUACUUCUCAAGGGAAAAUCUGAUAUUAUCUCUUCAAAUGCAGUAAGCAUUCGUUGCUCCGUGUCAGGGUCAGGUCGACGUUGUGGUGGACAAGGUGAUUUGCUAUCUGGAUCUUUAUCGGUAUUAACUUGGUGGGCUCAGCAGAACAAUGCCUCCUUGUCAAAGUUUUUAGAGGAAAAUAGUCUGACAACAUUAAAUGCAGAUAUGCUUGCUUGCUAUGCAGCAUCAAGACUUAUUCGUGAAACGAAUGCUUUUACUUUUACAGAGAAUCACCGUGGAAUGCUGGCAAGCGAUAUGCUCAAUUGUUUAUCAAAUAACUUUUAUAAAAUUUUAGAAAUAGAUUAAG
Molecule: messenger RNA, 1109 nt
Organism: Trichogramma pretiosum
Lineage: Eukaryota; Metazoa; Arthropoda; Insecta; Hymenoptera; Trichogrammatidae
Product: ATP-dependent (S)-NAD(P)H-hydrate dehydratase-like
Exons: 3
Coding region: 158-1108 (316 amino acids)
Biological process (GO): metabolite repair
Molecular function (GO): ATP-dependent NAD(P)H-hydrate dehydratase activity
Source: RefSeq, a predicted model, not a curated record